CUGCGGACCACAACAACAACUGUGAGCAGAAAAGCUGUGACCACAACAACAACACCGCCAAGUGAAUUUGGCCAACUCUCUGAGAUCUCUAAGAUUGGAUUGGACUUGGACUGCGGAAGAGCGGUUGACGAGACGCGGAAGUAACAGCCUUCAACUCCAGCCAUGGCCGCUGUGCUGCCGGAGAAUGCGGCCGAGAUCGCGGUGGCCAACGCAAUCAAUAACAUCAACGGGAAUGGAAACGGGCGCAAUCGGGUGCUCCCGGGCGGAUUAGGGGGUGGUGGCCAGAACAACAUGAUGAACAUGCGGGAUCGACUGUUCCACGCCAUAUACUUUCGGGCGGCGGCCGCCUAUGCGGAGUUUGUUCCACGGAAGGUGCAGCUGACCAUCGAGUUCCUGCUGCUGGCCAAGGCCCUGCUGUUCUUCUUCACGCUCAUCUACGUGCACAACGCCUUCAUCAAGAAUCCCUGCACCUGUCUGCAGCAGGUUCAAAACUGGCCACGCGAAGGAGUCAUCAGAGUGGAGAUCAUCCCACACCUGGCGGAGAAGCGGGCCAUUUGGCAGGGCAUCAAGCGGGACCAGCAGAUCGUGCGCUCUUUAAAGGAUUCAUAUUAUUAUGGCAUCGGACCGCAAACCCUGGAAAAUCACGACAGACUGAAGCGUUAUGAGUCCAUCCUCGGCAGGCUGGGUCUGCCAGUUAGACCCACCUUCGCCUACAGCAACGAGUCCCUGUACUACUACUUCGAUGCCGUCAACAUCCUGGACACUUACGACCAUCCCAAUGCUAUACAACUUAAGAACGAGGAAGAUGACGAGGAGCAAUACAUUGUGGAGUAUUCGCUGGAGUACGGCCACCUGCGACUGUCUUCCUCCACGCGAAAGCGCUUAAACAUACCUGUACUCACUGUCCAACUGGAUCCCAAUAACGACAAGUGCUUCGGGGACGGACUGACGCGAUACCUGCUCAAACGUCUGCUGGGCUACGAUGACUUACUGAUGGCAUCGGUAAGAACGAUUGCCGAGCAGGAGGAGAACAAGGGCUACCUGCGCAAUGUCAUCACCGGCGAGCAUUAUCGCUUUGUGUCCAUGUGGUGGGCAGCCUGGAGCAGCUAUCCGGCUGCCUUCUUUGUGAUGCUGCUAUUUACAUUUUCGGUGUCCAUGCUGCUCCGCUACUCACAUCACCAGAUCUUUGUAUUCAUAGUCGACUUGCUUCAGAUGCUGGAGUACAAUGUGUCCGCCCGGUUUCCCAUUGCCCCUUUGCUUACCGUCAUUCUGGCGCUCGUAGGAAUGGAAGCCAUCAUGUCGGAGUUCUUCAAUGACACCACCACGGCCUUCUACAUCAUACUGAUUGUCUGGAUUGCGGAUCAAUACGACGCCAUCUGCUGCCACACGAGCAUCACCAAGCGUCAUUGGCUCAGAUUCUUCUACCUGUACCAUUUUGCGUUCUAUGCGUACCACUACCGCUUCAGUGGACAAUACAGGACGUUGGCGCUGCUCUCCUCGUACCUCUUCACCCAGCACUCGAUGGUGUUCUUCUUCCACCGCUACGAGCUGCCAGCCAUCAUGGCCCAGCACCAGGUCUUCAUCAUCACACGCAACCAAGGAGCGGCAGCAGCUGCAGCAGCCGCGGGAGGAGCUGCUGCAGGAGCGGCAGGAGGAGGAGGAGGAGCAGCAGCUGCUGCUGCCGGAGGAGCACCAGGAGGUGUGGCGGGAGCUGGGGGAGCUGUUGGCCAGCAGGCGGCCAUGCAACGUGCCCGCCUCAUAGUGACGCGUCUCUUCAGCCAAUUGGCAGCACAGCGCCAGGGGCAACAGCAGCAGCAGCCCCCACAUCCGGAGCCACAGCGUCAACCGGGACCCACUGCCGCCGUGGGCGUGGCCUUGGCCAACCUGAGGAGACUGCCCGUCGUGGGCCAGUGGCUGCAGGGCCGCGAGCAAUUCGCCACGGUGCGACGCGUCUUCCUGGGACACGGCGGCAACGCACGCCUGAUGCAGGUGCGUCUGCAGAGGAUAAACGUGGCCGACAUACCUGGCUUGCGCAAUCAGGUGGCAGCGGCCAUGGCGGCAGCCGGGGCUGUCCAACGGGGCGACAACCCGGCGGCUGAUGAACCUACCAGCGGCGAUGUUGCAACAUCAGCAGCAACAUCCGCCACCACAGAGGUAGCAGCAGCAGCAGCAACGCCAACAGCAACAGCAGCAACACAUGCAGCAGAUGUCGAAACAAAUCAGGGACGCAAGCAGCCGACAACAUCGGGCAUAAAUGAUGCAGCAGCAACGGGAGCGGAAGAAGCUCAAGACAAGCCCGUUCAGGAGGAGGUGGAUCAGGAAGAGCUGCCGGAUGAGGGGCAAACGGCGGCCGUGUCCAAGACGCUGGAAAAUCUAAAUUCCGUUGCGGCGGAUAUUAUAAAUAUGUCGGAUGAAACUACGGCUGCAGCAGCAGGGUCCCCCCUCGACGGCACUCAGCAUCCACAUCAGACCCCGAUUCGCACCCACGUCCAUGAUGUCCAUCAGACCCAGCCAAAGGCGAGGCAAUUAGAAAAUAAUUUGCCAGAGUUGCUGAAAGCGGAGGGGCCAUCCGCACCAGCAGCGGCAUCAGGUGAAAAGCAAAGCUGCCCACUACAAGCUCACAGCAUUAUGAAUGACCAGCAGCAUCAGGGGCAGAAAAACAAACCGGACGAGCCCGCGACAGCAGCAGCAACAACAUCAGCAGCUGCCACGUCAAAACAAUCCUCUGAGCGAGUAGCAGCAGCAGCAGCAGCAGAGGUAGGAGCAGCAGGAGGAGGAGCAGCCAGGCCAAUGAUGGAUGACAGGCAAACAGUUGAUUUUAUAGAAGGCGACAGCCCAACGUCAGCUGCAAAUUGCCAACUCAAUGUUGGCGCAAACCACAAGGCACAGGAGCAGCAGCUAAUGAAAACUUCACAACAUACAUCAAACCAAGUGACAACAGCAGCAGCAACAUCCGCAGAAUAGGCGAAGCAUUAGUGGCGAGCCCCCAAAACCAACCCAACCAUCCCGAAAAAAGCUACCCACAUAACAAGAUGUUAUACAUAAAAGAGCUAGUAAAUUUUAGAUAAUUUGUCUGGUGUACUUAUGUCCGGAGAUCAACCACGACUCACUCCGCCACCCCCACCCCCGCUCCGAUCCGAAUGUGUGCGUGUGAAUGUGUCUGCAAGGGGUUGGAUGGAUGGAUGGAUGAACGGGUGGAUAGGUGGAUAGGUGGAUGGGUGGCUGGUGGUCCUGAGUGGGGGAGAAGAGUGUGUGAGAACGUGCUUGAGCUCGGACUGAAAACGAGAUACGAUACGGAAACGGAAGCGGAAACGCGUAGUUGACCUGCUUGCACCUGCAGGGAAAAGUCAGGAUAUAUAUUAAUAAUGUUGCACGCCUUUUUAAUUAGCCAAAUACGUGAGAAGCCGCAACACAUGAACGGAUACAUACACACACACACACAGCAUGAACACACCACAAGCUAGUCGCUUUUUAAAACUUAACUUUUUUUGCCCAUCUUUGUUUGCCCCUUUAUUGAGAAAAAUGCGUUGAACAUUUUUAAUUAACUUUCGUGGUGCCUUUAACCCACGCAGCCCCAGCUCCGCCUAGAACCAUAGACCCAUAGAACCCUGGGAAUCCUGGGAAACCGCCCGCCAACCGGACGGACAAACAGCCGUAAGCCCUUCCGGCCGAUAACCAAGCGAAUGCCGCUACUGCUGUCUUUGCGUUAACUUUAUGGAAGCCCACAGCAUUGUCAAUUGUAAUAUAUUUUGUUUGUUUGAACAUUAUUUAAAAAACCCAAAUGGCAUCACAAAGAAACACUGUGAAUAUUCAUGAAUAAAUAACGUUGAAUGUUUGACAAAUAUCACAAUAAUUAAUAUUGGCCGCUUAUUAAGUCAAUACAAUGACUGUGAAAUUCAUUUUUGUACUUUUGUUGUUUUCGCUUUGUGUUAAGUAUACUCCUACUUUGUACAUGGUAUUUGAUUGUAACUCCGAUCCGAUCUGGUCUGAGAUUGAGUGAGUGUGUCGAACUAUUCAAUAAGCAAUGGAGGUCGAAAUCUAAGUUCGAGAACGGUUUAUAACUCUUAACUUUACACACUAAACUAAUACUAGUAGCUAUGACUAUUUGCUAUUGCUAAAAAUGUUAUUUCUAAAUGUGUAUAAAUAUAUACGACAUAAAUCAAGUAAAAA
This is a messenger RNA of Drosophila rhopaloa, 4170 nucleotides long. RefSeq names its product membralin. Gene Ontology annotation, cellular component: endoplasmic reticulum. Bases 163 to 2964 code for a protein of 933 amino acids. The record is from RefSeq and is a predicted model, not a curated record. Gene Ontology annotation, biological process: response to endoplasmic reticulum stress; positive regulation of ERAD pathway. The transcript is spliced from 13 exons. Lineage: Eukaryota; Metazoa; Arthropoda; Insecta; Diptera; Drosophilidae.